UCUCCUUUCCUGUGACUGCUCGACUGUCUGCUGUCACCCACACAACAGUCAGGUCGCUCGCUCCUGGGGACGAGAAACAUCAUUUGCGCUUGUCAGGGACCUUGACGUCGUCUCCAGCGCCCCAGCAAAAACGCCAAUUGUACUGAUUAAAGGAUACCCGGCGCGAGUUGACGAGCUCGGACCAAAACUUGGAGGAUAGCCGCAGCAACAGUUGCAAGGCCGUGCUGACCGCAGCCAAGUCAUGGAGGAUGGGAAGCCAGUGUGGGCCCCCCACCCCGCAGACGGGUUUCAGCUGGGCACCAUCGUCGAUAUCGGAGCCGACACGCUCACCAUAGAUCCGCUGAGCCAGAAUGGCAAGACGUUCCUUUCUCCGAUAAGCCAAGUGUUCUCAGCAGAAGAUGACGUCAACAAACAUGUUGAGGACAACUGCUCCCUGAUGUAUUUGAAUGAAGCCACUCUCCUCAACAACGUCAAAGUCCGAUACAAUAAGGAAUAUAUAUAUACUUAUGUGGCUAAUAUAUUGAUAGCUGUCAAUCCUUACUAUGACAUCCCCAAACUGUACGGCCCUGAAGCCAUCAAGUCAUACCAGGGGAAGUCUUUGGGGACUCAGCCCCCUCACGUCUAUGCAAUAGCUGACAAAGCCUACAGGGACAUGAAGGUACUAAAGAUGAGUCAGUCCAUCAUUGUUUCUGGUGAAUCAGGUGCUGGCAAAACUGAAAACACCAAGUUUGUUCUCAGAUAUCUAACUACAACUUAUGGAAGUGGUCAAGAUAUUGAUGAAAGAAUUGUCGAAGCAAAUCCCCUCUUGGAGGCAUUCGGAAAUGCUAAGACAGUCCGGAAUAAUAACAGCAGUCGCUUUGGGAAGUUUGUUGAAAUCCACUUCAAUGAGAAGAAUGCAGUUGUAGGUGGAUUUGUCUCCCAUUAUUUGCUGGAAAAGUCAAGGAUUUGCAUGCAAAGUAACGACGAGAGGAACUACCACAUUUUCUACAGGCUUUGUGCUGGAGCAUCUGAGGACAUCAAAAAGAAACUGCACCUCAACUCUCCAGACGGCUUCAGAUAUUUGAACCGAGGCUGCACCAGAUAUUUUGCCAGCACAAAUUCUGAUAAGCAAAUCAUGCAGAACCGCAAGAGUCCUGAGCAUGUGAAUGUGGGCGCACUGAAGGACCCUCUUCUCGAUGACCAGGGUGACUUUAAUAGGAUGUGUGUGGCUAUGAAAAAGAUUGGUCUGGAUGACACGGAGAAGCUGGACCUGUUUCGGGUGGUUGCUGGCGUUCUGCACCUCGGCAAUAUUGACUUUGAGGAAACGGGAAGUAGCUCAGGGGGCUGCGUUCUGAAGAAUCAAUCCAGACUGACUCUGGAGUAUUGCGCCGAUCUGCUGGGUCUGGACCAGGAUGAUUUGAAGGUCAGCCUCACAACGAGGGUCAUGCUCACGACCGCAGGGGGCGCCAAAGGAACGGUUAUCAAGGUGCCUCUAAAGGUGGAACAAGCUAACAAUGCCCGCGAUGCCCUUGCCAAGGCGGUGUACAGCCGCCUCUUUGAUCAUGUGGUCAAACGAGUGAACCAGUGUUUCCCUUUCAAGUCCUCCUCUUGCUUCAUCGGGGUGCUGGACAUCGCUGGCUUUGAGUACUUUGAACACAACAGCUUUGAGCAGUUCUGCAUCAAUUACUGCAAUGAGAAAUUACAGCAGUUCUUCAAUGAGCGCAUCCUGAAAGAGGAACAAGAGCUCUAUCAAAGGGAAGGACUGGGAGUGAACGAAGUGCAUUAUGUUGACAACCAGGACUGUAUUGAUCUCGUUGAAGCAAAACUCGUGGGCAUUCUGGACAUUCUGGAUGAAGACAACCGCCUUCCUCAGCCCAGCGACCAACACUUUGCACUGGCUGUCCACAGCAAGCAUAAAGACCACUUCAGACUUACGGUUCCAAGGAAGUCAAAACUGACUAUUCAUCGGAAUCUCCGGGAUGAUGAAGGCUUUAUCAUCAGGCACUUUGCUGGAGCUGUCUGCUAUGAAACGACUCGUUUUGUGGAGAAGAACAAUGACGCCCUCCACAUGUCCUUGGAGAGCUUAGUGUGCGAAUCUAAGGACAACUUUGUUCGACAGCUGUUUGAGACCUCCACGUUUAACAAGGACUCCAAACACAAGGCGGGAAAAUUAAGCUUCAUCAGCGUUGGAAACAAAUUCAAGACGCAGCUCAACUUACUGCUGGAAAAGCUUCGUAGCACUGGCUCCAGUUUUAUCCGCUGUGUCAAACCCAACCUGAAAAUGGUCAGCCACCACUUUGAAGGAGCUCUCAUUCUCUCACAGCUGCAGUGCUCAGGAAUGGUGUCUGUGCUAGACCUGAUGCAGGGCGGGUUCCCCUCCAGAGCCCCCUUCCAUGAGCUUUACACCAUGUAUAAACAGUACAUGCCUGAUAAGCUUACGCGACUGAACCCACGACUUUUCUGCAAGGCUUUGUUCAAAGCGUUUGGACUGAAUGACAAUGACUUUAAAUUCGGGUUGACCAGAGUGUUCUUCCGUCCGGGAAAGUUUGCUGAGUUUGACCAGAUCAUGAAGUCAGAUCCUGACCACCUGGCAGAGCUUUUGAAGAAAGUCAACAAGUGGCUGGUGUGCAGCCGUUGGAAGAAGGUCCAGUGGUGUAGCCUGUCAGUGAUCAAACUCAGGAACAAGAUGAGCUACAGAGCUUUGGCAUGCAUUAAGAUUCAGAAGACGGUGCGCAUGUGGUUAUGUAAGCGGAAGCACAAGCCACGCAUCGAUGGUAUGGUAAAGGUGAAAAACCUGAAGAAGCACAUGGAGCGCUUCAACGAGGUGGUCAAUGGGCUGAAGGAGGGCAAACAGGAGAUGGCCAAGCAGGUCCAGGUGCUGGCAACCAGCAUAGACUCUCUGUUGUCCAUGAUAAAGAGUUCAGUUAUGAACCGGAAAGAGAUUGACACAGAGUACCAGGUGUUAGUGAAACGCUCAGAGCGGCUGCUGUCCUCCAUGCAGAAGAAGAAACAGCAGGAGGAGGAAUCUGAGAGGCUGAAGCGCAUAGAGGAGGAGAUGGAGAAAGAGAGGAAGCGGCGGGAGAAGGAAGAGCAACAACGCGAGCAAGAGGAAGAGGAACGAAGACUGAAAUCAGAGAUGGAGCUAAAACGGAAAAAGGAAGAGGAGGAGAGGAAAAAUAGAGAGGAAGAGGAGAAGGUUCUGCAGACGGAGCUUGAAAUCCAGUUUGCUCUGGAGCGUGAGGAGCAGGUCCAGCGGACUGCCAUGCUGGAGCAGGAGAGACGUGACAGGGAGCUUGCCAUGAGGAUUGCUCAGAGCGAGGCCGAGCUGAUCACUGAAGAUGGUCAGAUGGACCCCAGUCUGCGCAGUGAUGAGGCUUUUUCGGAUCUUCCUAUCUCUGCAUCCUCAGCCAAAGCCAUGGGCCCUCAGGUGCAGGCAACCAAAGCCGCCGCUGGCGUGAAAAAGUACGACCUCAGCAAGUGGAAGUAUGCUGAGCUGCGAGAUGUCAUCAACACUUCCUGUGACAUUGACCUGUUGGCGGCCUGUAGAGAAGAGUUCCACCGGCGCCUGAAGGUCUAUCAUGCAUGGAAGUCCAAGAAUCGGAAACGCAAUGAUGACGGAAGCGAUCAGAGGGCUCCAAAGUCUGUCACUGACUAUGCACAACAGAACCCAACCCCCGCCAUGAUGCCCCAGCACCAAGAAGUGGCCAUGAACCGACAGCAGCGCUACUUCCGCAUUCCUUUCAUCCGGCCGGCCGACCAGUACAAGGACCCGCACAAUAAGAAGAAGGGCUGGUGGUAUGCCCACUUUGACGGGCCGUGGAUCGCCCGGCAGAUGGAGCUGCACCCGGACAAACGGCCCAUUGUGUUGGUGGCGGGGAAAGAUGAUAUGGAGAUGUGCGAGCUGAGUCUUGAAGAGACCGGUCUGACCAGAAAGAGGGGUGCCGAGAUCCUGCCCAGGCAGUUCGAGGAAAUCUGGGAGCGCUGCGACGGAAUCCAUUACCUGAAGAAAGCCAUUGAAAACAAGCAGGCGCGGCCCACGUACGCCACCGCCAUGCUGCAGAAUCUCCUCAAGUGAACUCGUGCAAAGCAACACGUGUCAGAAGGCAAGCGGGAUGUGACAGAUGAUGCCGUCUUACCAGUUUCCUUUCAUGCUGUGUUGUUUGUAGAUGUUGUGCUCACCACCUUUGAAGAGGCCUUAAAAUUGCACCUCCCCAAAAAGUUCAACCUGAGACCUUAACGAGCGGGACAUGAAUUGUUGUUUUAAUGAUGUGUGUAAGGGUCUUAUGUUGUUUCUUGAAGCUUAAAACAUCGUUUUACGUACAUCUUUUAAUCCUUUUUUGUAUUGAUGCCCACUUGAUAUGUAGGAGGACCUUUUUGCUUUUCACGUUUGCAGUGUGUUUGUUUGUUUGCUUGUUCAAAACGCUCACACAUCAUCUCUCAUCUUUGUGUUUUGUUUGUAUUUUCAAAGCAACACUGUAGAGAAUAAAAUAUAUUACCCUUCUA
Phyllopteryx taeniolatus (common seadragon) is the source of this 4482-nucleotide messenger RNA. It is a transcript of the gene myo6b, whose product is annotated as myosin VIb. Gene Ontology annotation, molecular function: ATP binding; microfilament motor activity; actin filament binding. Bases 242 to 4054 code for a protein of 1270 amino acids. Gene Ontology annotation, cellular component: myosin complex; actin cytoskeleton; endocytic vesicle. The record is from RefSeq and is a predicted model, not a curated record. The transcript has 33 exons. Lineage: Eukaryota; Metazoa; Chordata; Actinopteri; Syngnathiformes; Syngnathidae. Gene Ontology annotation, biological process: inner ear auditory receptor cell differentiation; vesicle transport along actin filament; actin filament organization.